ACAUGGCCACGGCACUGCUAGAGAGCGGAGGGAAUUCCCGGGUGUCGCUGCUCUGCUGAUAUAUAGGCUAUAUAUAUUUGCAUCAAGUCGCGAUUCUCAAAGGGUUAUGUUUGCGGCUUCCACGAACAUGACACGAAGCUAGGUUUUCAUCGCACAUCGUGGACCAUUAAGACUGGAAACAUUGUCAUAUUUUUACAAUACACUUGAAACAGAUCUUUUACCAGAUUUUUUUCCAAGACAUUCAUUUUUGUCAUUGAUGAGGCACUCUCCAAGUGACUUCGAGAUGGCAUUAAGCGGCACGCUUUUGCCAUCCAUAUCCACUUUUGCUAACGGCGCCACUGUCAAGAACAAAUCAAUGGGACCUGGAAUAGCCAAUUUAAGGUGGAAGGAGGAGAUGUCACAUUUGAGGCGACCGUGCGUGCCCUCAGGUGGAACCUGCCCUGACCAGGAUUUUCCCCCUGGAAUGGCCAGGAAUGACUCAGAAGACCUGGAUUUGUUGGAUUACGAUUUUAUUCUGUCCAACAGUAUGCUCCAACAGCAGCAACAGCAGCAGCAGCAGCAGCAGCAGCAGGAGGCAGCCAUGGCCAGCACCUCAAGAACUUUACCUCCUUCUCCUGGAUCUUACUCCUACCAGCUCCCUUCCCCUCAGGGCACGGCCGGUGACAUGCUCUACAACAUCCCUGACAUUAAUGAUGUCUCACCAUCAGGGGGUUUUGUCGCAGAGCUAAUGAGGCCGGAAUUGGACCCUGUUUACCUGCAACCCACCAGCUUACAUGGCAAAUUUGUGGUCAAGACCACUAUGGACAUGACAGACUAUGGCCAGGGCGUGAACGUCAGUAAAGCUGCCUCAGUUUCGGAACCUUCCUUGCCUUUUCCUUGUCACAGGAUAAAACAGGAGAACCCCAGCACGUGCACCAUCACUAGACCUGUGGACCUCCACCUCCCUGUCAACUCACGGGCGGGGACUAGCCAGCGACCUCUCCUCGAUCCUCAUUCGUUCCCCACGGGGAGAGGCAUGGGGACCAGUCGCUCUUCCACAUCUUCCUUGUCUCCAGACGAGCACCAUCCCUCCGGUUCAGUUUUAGGGCAUCCUCCACUCCCUGUGCCCCAGGGCUACCACCCCACAGCAGGAUACACACCCUUUCCUCAGCCUCCCUCCCUACAAUACCCAGAUCUCAUGUCUCCUGCUGAAUGUCUACCUGAGGAGCCCAAACCUAAACGAGGCCGGCGCUCCUGGCCCCGGAAACGUAUUGCGACUCAUACGUGCGACUAUGCCGGCUGUGGCAAAACCUACACCAAGAGCUCUCAUCUCAAAGCCCACCACAGAACACACACAGGAGAGAAGCCUUAUCACUGUGACUGGGAGGGUUGCGGCUGGAAGUUUGCCCGUUCCGACGAGCUUACGCGGCACUACAGGAAACACACGGGCCAUCGCCCUUUCCAGUGUCAGAAAUGCGACCGGGCCUUCUCUCGGUCCGACCACCUGGCCCUGCACAUGAAACGCCAUUUAUGAGACUGGAAAACGUGAAAGAAAGGACAAAAACAACAAAAAAAAAGAGACAAAAAUCAAUAAGUGAACACACUUGUGACUUUUUUAAAACCACGUGUUGCCUUUGAAAGAGUCAACGAAAGCUUCUUGACAAGCUGUGUCGUCCACGGCUAAUGAUGCCCCAUCAGGGUUGGAAUUUUUGGUGUCUGUGUUUAUUUUGUUUUUUUUUUAAAUGUUUUGUUGAUGGUAUUGUUGUCUUCCACUGUGCUGGAGAUACAACAAGAUUCCCACAGAUUCCUCUCUGUUCCGUGGGACAGAACUGGAAAUCUAAUCUUAUUCUCUGACAAAACUUGGAGGACCAGGUGCCAAAGUAUGACUGGAAUUACAACAAUAUCAGGGAAAUACUACAAUGAAAAGAGAAACGACAUGAUAAAUACUCAAAGAGGUAAAAUAAAAAAAAGGAAGAAAAAUAUUAAGAGGCCUUUCAACUUGCAACAUUCCAUUUGUCUUGACAUGAAAAAAAAGUCACACUGUUCAAGAGUGUCCUGUAAAUCUGUGUUUUGUUUUUGUUUUUGUUUGUUUUUUUAAACUCUUUUAAGCCAUUAAUUUCAGGUACAAAGUAAUUUAUGCUUAUGUUACACAAUGGUGCUCAGUAUCUCCAAGUGUAUUAAAAGGUACCAAAGAUAAGAGCAGAUGAGAGAGAUCGUCUGUGAGGGUUUUUGGGGACCUUUCUUCCAUGUCCUUGACUAAUCAGGGGAAAACUUGGCUUCCCAUUGGUGAUGGCAAUCUUCAAUGC
This is a messenger RNA of Chanos chanos (milkfish), 2285 nucleotides long. RefSeq names its product Kruppel like factor 4 (gene klf4). Gene Ontology annotation, molecular function: DNA-binding transcription factor activity, RNA polymerase II-specific; RNA polymerase II cis-regulatory region sequence-specific DNA binding. NCBI's taxonomy places the organism in Eukaryota, Metazoa, Chordata, Actinopteri, Gonorynchiformes, Chanidae. The transcript is spliced from 5 exons. The coding region runs from base 257 to 1513 and encodes 418 amino acids. Gene Ontology annotation, biological process: regulation of transcription by RNA polymerase II. The record is from RefSeq and is a predicted model, not a curated record.